AUGCUCUUCUCUGGCGGAGGGCCUACGAAUAAGCCUAAAAAAGAGGAAAAACGAGAGAAAAAGCUCGACCGAGGUAAGGAUUGCAGACGGAACUGACCUUUACAAUUAGAUAUUGCUAAUACCUUAUCUACUAGGAUUCGUCUCGGACCUAAAAUAGUAGUACUGAAAUUGUAAAAUGUACAGUAAGCGUCAGAUUAGCACUGUAGUACAUAAUAAAGUAUGGUUGUGAGUUUAGAUGACAAGUACGAGGUGCAAGAGGCCGUAUUCACAAGAUGGGCCAACUCUCUUUUCGACGAUCCCAUCAACGAAAUCAAAGAUAUCAUCGAACUCAGCUUUCUACAAGCAUUCACAAAGCUUGUGACCGGCCGAAUCGUGGUAAAUACACUUUUAUUCAAUCGUACAUCUAGUAUAUAUAUAUGAUAUACAUAGCUUUAAAUAACAAAUUACAAAAACAGUAAAGCUAUGAUAAAAACUAUUCAAAAUCAAACUUAAGAUGCCUUUUCCAGUCGAUCAGCGGUAACCGAUACGACGAUGUAGAUGCCAUUAUUCAUGCCUUGGCGUCAGACGAUGACGACAAGCUAUUGUCCCUCAGCGUGCCUGAUCUCUGUGAAGGAAACAUAAAACAACUCCUGAUACUGUGCAACUCCUUCAUCAACAUGUACUGGAAGAGGUACGCCCCUCAGGAGAUGGGUGAACGAAAGAUAUCAGAAUCCAUCAGGGAUUGGUGUCUCGAGGCUACCGCCGGCUACGACGAUGUAAGUGCAUGUUGUUGAUAGUUAUUCUAACAUUUAGGUGUGCGUUAAUGACUUUACAUCUUCCUGGCGUGACGGGAUGGCACUGAAUAUUCUGUUACAUUCCUAUGAGUAAGUGUUCCUAAAAUCUGUCAUCAUCUUAUAAAAGCAUUUUACAGUAAUGCCUCGCUUUUGUUUAACCUUUACGCUAAUACUUCGAUUUCCAGCUCAAACCUAGUAGAUAUGAACACAGUUCGAACGAUGCGAGGUGACGAGAGAUUGGAAAACGCCCUGAAUCUGGCCAAAAAACAUUUUAAAGUCCCGAAACUACUGCAGCCAAAAGGUAACUUGCCAUAAUAAACCUUAUACAGUCUCCCUUUAAGAAUUCCACAGUGAACAUCUGGAUUCCAAAAGCGUGCUGUGUUACCUGAUGAUGUUGUACAUAGCCAUGGCCUGUUACUCAAACUCCCAGAGCAGCUCCAGCAAGAAGUCCAGUAGAUCGUCGGACUUAACAAGAUCCGAAGAACGCCCUCCAGAAGCCCUGUUAGCACCCAAAGAACCCACAAUAUUGGAAUUAUCACCCAGUACGUCUAUUCAGAGUAGUACACAUUCUUCAGCUCCAAGCUCCUCCACCAAUGUUACCGUAAUCCACAAGACAGACCCGAUGCAGCAAUCGACCGAAACCAUUUCUGAUGUGAACACGAUAGAAGUGAGUGUAAUAUUGGGACUACAUUGCCUUUAUAUUUUUAUACUAAUGAGUGUAAUACCUAUUACUCAACAGUGAUAAUGUAUUAUAACUCAAAUAUCAAGAUUACUGUUGCUUUAAUUUAGGCCGAAACCAGAUCUCGACAUUCCUCAGCCUCUUCUAGUCAUGUUUCCUCGAGGAAGUCAUCCAGAGCCAAGAAGAACGACAGCGUACUGAGAGAGUACGAACGAUGUUUAGAGAAAGUUCUGGCUUGGCUUCUAGAAGCUGACGAAGAACUCAAUUCCAUGGAGCCCGUCAACGAAUCUGACGUCGACAUGGUCAAGAACCAGUUCCGUGAACACGAACAAUUCAUGUUAUCAUUGACCGAGAGCAAGGAUAAGGUCGGAAGGGUGCUACACGAGUAAGCUGGAGAUUUGACUCUUUCGUCCUAUAAUUUUUGGAAAUUUUAUUUUUAGUAAGAAGUUAAAAUUGACAGUUUCUGAUGCUAAUCUUAUUCUACAUACACUAUUAUUUUUUAUAAUUAUGUUCAUUAACAACAUUACUGUAACAGAUGUUAGACUCAUAAAAACUUAUUCAGAGGUCAAAAGUUAGUGGACGAGCUAUCAGAAGACGAAGCCAAGUCUGUCAACGAUCAGCUACUUAUAGUCAACGAUCGAUGGGAAGACGUAAGAUGUCAAGCGAUGCGCAGACAACACGCGCUACAAGUUCAGCUGAAUCGACUUCAGCGUGACCAACUAAAGCAGAUCUGCGAAUGGCUAUCUGGAGUUGAGGAACUUGUAAAUGAACGUAAAAUACUACCCUCAGAUAUCGAGCAGUGUAGAAAGCUGAUCGAAGAACACACGGUGUUUGAAGAACAAAUCGAAAAACAACAACAAGCCAUCAAGAAACUGUCAUCGUACAUGGCUGUAGUCAGUGAAGAGAGCACGGAGGACGAGGACUACAUGAGAAUAGAAAGUCUACUGAAACAAGUCGGAGAACGGUAGAUAUUCAAAAUAAUGAAAAUAAUAUUAUACAUGUUCUUCCUCAUUAAAUAUUACUUUCAGAUGGGACAGAAUCUGUAGCUGGACAGAGAAACGGGCCAAAAAUCUGGAUGGAAUCUGCGAUCUCUUAAAGGAAUACCAAAACAAGUUCACCCAUCUGUCAGCCUGGCUUACCGCUCGUCAAGAAGAACUAAUCAGACUGAGAUCAGCCCACCAUCUGACGACUUCUGAAGAAGUUGAAGAACAAAAGAAACUGAUAAAGGAAAUGGACGAAGCGCUACAAGGAGAACAUUCUGCCUUCGUAGAGUUGUCACGGUUGUCUACAGAACUGCGGAACAGAUACAGAACCGAGAAUCAGGAGUUCACAGUGAAGAUCAGCAAAGACUUUGAUGUAGUAACCCAACGAUGGGAAAAUAUUGUCAGUCGAUUGGAGGAACAUUCUCAAAUGGUAUGAAAUUAAAAAAAUAUUUAAAGUAUUCUUUGCAGCUAGACAGAGUUAAUUUAAACCCUCGUACAAUUUCAUCACAAUCCGACUCAUCGACCAAAGGAGAGUCGUCAAAAGAAGAAGUAAGUGACAUACCUUAUUCAUAUAUAACUCAUACCUGUACAUGUUUUUACAAACACUUUCAGGGAGAAAACCGGCUGUCAACAGAAUCUUCAGACGACUCUACCCAAAAGCAGAUCACGAAGAAGAGUGUUCAAGUAGAAGAAGCACCAAAACACAGCCAAGAGACUAUAAACUUGGUGGAGCUCUUCAUACAAAAGACCAACCAGUUCGAGGAUUCUCUAAAGCCGUUGUCAGAAAAGCUUCAGCAAAUCAAGCAUCCCACUAAACAACAGUUCACGUUGAUCGCUGAUGAAUUUAAGGUAAGGUUCUAUUACAAAAUUAUGAAUAUCAAUCCAUACUAACUAUCGACAAGAAUUUACAUUUUAAAUAAACAUCACAUAACCACGACCAUUUAAGAGUAAACUCUCUCAAGUGGAAGAAUUGGACUCCUUGGCCGAAAAGGUCCACGAAUGCAGUAUGAACCAAUCUGAAUUGCACGCAGUGAACGAGAACCACGAACGUGCAAUGAUGUUAUAUGGUCGGUUGGUGAAUGACUUCACAGAACGCAUCAAACACAUGCAGAAUCCAUCAGCAGCCAAAGACGACACAAUCAAAGUAGAGACGCACCUAAAAGAAUGGAUUGAAAUGGCAAAAGCCCUGUGGCAAGAUAUCAUAAACACACCUCAAGAAGCCCGUGGCCACAGGAUCGAUGCUUUUCUGAUGGAGCUGUCUGAACUACAAAAGAAGUUCACCGACUUCAAGACAGCCAAUCAGAACACGGAGAGGUUUAGACCGUUGGAGAACCAGUUAAUAGAGCUGCAACAGAAGGCCAGAAGAGAAAAGGAGAGGGAAAAAGAAGAAAAAGAAAAGGCAGAAGAAGAGAAACUAAAGGCAGAACAAGACCCCAAGAAGGCAUUGGAGUGGAUCAGAAAAGUCAUCUAUGACAUGAAACAGCUCAAACUCAAUGCUGGAGACCUCAAAAACUUGAAGGAUAUAGAACAACAACUCAGAAUGUAAGCACUUUAUUAUGUAUCAAACAAAUAUAGUACAAAUUCACAUUAAUUUAAUAUUUGUGCUAUAUAACAUUAAAUUUUAAUAAAUGUUAGGGUCUCGGAGCAAGUAAAAAGCAAGCUGGAAGUGAUAACAGACGAAGAUUUUGUGUCGGAAACAGAGAAACUGGUCAAUUUACUGAAGAAAACAAAAGAAGGGCUGGAUGUCAAGAUUAACACUAUUGAAAACAUAUUGCACAAGGCCGUCUGUGUAGAGCAAUUUGCUGAUAAGUACCAAAGAAAACUAGAUGAUCUAAAACGUUCCGACUUGGACAUGCACUCAGUCGAACAAGACUCUCGAGUAUGUGUUAAAAACCUGUUUAAUACGCAAAAGUCAUGUUUAAAUUUCUAAAAUUCAUAAAUAGCUUUCAAAACCAAUGGUUCAACUAUUUUCAGAAGCUUCGUGACGAAUUCUUACAAAACUAUGGCCAAAAGACAAAGUCCCUGAAGCAAAUGGAGGAGAUGCAGAAGAUCUGUCAAGAGAACGAUGAAUUCGAAGCCAGCAACUCGUGGAAGACACGUUCUACCAAACUCGAUGCUCAGUGGAAGACGUUGGAGAACGAGAUGGAAGAGUACAUCUCGUUUGUGUCCAAAAACUACCGUAAGAAGUUCCAAGAAGUAGUGGCAGAGCAAGAGGACUUGACCAACCAACUUAGAGAAGCUAUGAUCGCUAGUGGAGAGGCUACAGAUGCUGAGGAGCUGAGCGAACAUGUAGAUGUAAGACACUACAUUUUAUAAUUCAAAACUAUUUAUCAGAGUAAAUAUACUAAAAUGACAUUCCUUUUAGAAUAUGGAAAUGCUUCUGGAGAAACUGACAAAGUCUGGUACCGAACAGGUAGACCCAUUCCAUCCGUACCAGAAAAUCGAUGACACUUACAUACAAAGAGAGAUCGACAGAGUAAACGGCCAUCGCAAAACCAUCAUUGAACACGCCAAAGAACGAUGUGCCAGACUACAAGAAGCCAUUUCAAAGUGCGAAAUGUUCGAAAAGGACCUCUGCAACUUCCAAACAUGGUGCCAACACAUGACACACAUACUCAACGUGCGAUUGUCUCAAGACAUCAACGCGCUAGACAUACCACAUGAGUACAAGGUAUUUACCAGGUUUAUUUAAUUCAUACCAACGAAUCCCGUUUUUAGCAUACUUUUACAAUAUUUCUGAUAUUAUAAUAAGCUCAUUAGGUUUUAUGACCCCGAUACCCCAACUCAUUUUUUGUUAAAUUUCAGAAAGCAAGUGCAGAAGGAAACCUUCUGACUGUAAGUUCCUCACCCUUGCUGUUUCUAAUGUCCCCUUUCGUGUGACAUUGGUGUGUAGUCACGUUUCUAAAUCACGUUUUACCUAGAGUGUCUAUGAAAUGUUGUUGAGUGAAACAGUUUGCUUGUGAUGUGAAAAACUAAAGAGCUAUCCCAUACUUAAAAUCUUAUUUUCAGCAAAUGAAUACGGAAUUUGUUGAGUACGAAACCCUUCUCAAUUGUCUUGGAGAAUUCAUAGAAGAGAGCAAAACACAUUGGAGUUCAUCUGACAGACUGAAACUACAGAAGAACCAUGCUUCAGACCAGCUUGAGGAGUUAAAGACCAAGUUUAACAUGUUCAAGAAGCCAGUUCAAUUUGAAAAGUCAUUAGAAUCCACUGAAAAGACAAUUCAAUCAAUCGAAGACUCUCUUGACGAUUUGGCCGGUGUGAAGGCCGAAAACUGUGAGUACUGUGAGAUACACGUUGGACAAGUUCUCAAGCAGAUUGCCGGUUGUCAAGAUGAGUUAAUGGAUUUGGAGAACAAGAAAGACGCUUUGGUAAGAGAAGGAAUCUUUGACGAGGAGCAAGCCAACAUCAGUAACCAACGGCUUGAAGCAGUCGUACAGAAGGCACAAGCAUUAGAUCAAAGAGCAGUCAAUGACAUGGAACGCCUACAACAAUCAACACAACUGGUCAAGAAGUACGAAGCUGAGAAGGAUGGUAUCAAACAUAGUAUUGAUGCUGUCGAAAAGGCAAAAUCAGACGGUGAAGUCAAGAAGGAUCUUGAGAAUGCCAUAAGUGGACUUAAGAAGGCUACUGAGCUAAAAGAACUACUCAGCCAAAACGCAGUUCGUAUUUCGCAUACAGAGAUGGACGAGUACGAUCGAAAAGUGGAGAAUCUGAAAAGCAAAUACAAUGCCCUUCUAAGUGCGGAUUCUGAUUCUGCUGACGAAUUUAAAACGUCGCUGAAGUCGUUGGAGAGAAGCGUGAAUGCGGCCGAACGUAAUCCAACCGACACCAAGCAGAAGCUUCAGACCAGAGACAAACUCGACAAAGCCAACAAACAGCUUCUGACUUCCAAAGAAGAGAUCCGCAAAGAGCUCGGCCCUAAACUGGCAGAACUGAAUGCUCGCUAUUCUGAACUUGACAGAAAGUCCAGAAGCAUCAGCAAAACGGUACCAGAACAAGAAGAAACUUCCAGUGAACUGAAAGAACCAGUUCUUCCUCACGCCAUUGAACUUAACAAUGAAACCUUCGAAGAAGCUGUCCAAGGCUUCCUAACUUCAGCCAAAUCUCUUGCCAAAUUCCUCAACUUCAAACAAUAUCCAGUGGAAAAAGUAUCCAAAUGGCAAAAACGAAUCAAUGUAAGUAAAAAUCUAUUGACAAAAGUUAAAUAUUUUUAGUGUAAUUUAAAAUUUUUGCUAAUAAAAUAAGAACAACGUAUUUUAGAUAGCAGACCAAGUGUGUGCAGCAAACGAGGAAUACCGUGAACAAAUUGUGAGGUUCGGCAGAGAAUGGGCAGAAAAAGGACGAAUGGAACUGUCAGAUCAACAAGUCCUCGAUUACCUUGACGAAGCCGAUGCCUUAACUGCGAAAAAUUACAAUGAAAUCCAAAAAGAACGUCAACUUCUAAACGCGUAUGAUACCAUAGAAGAAAUGGUUAACAACUGCGUUUCUAUGAACAAGAAGAACAUAGAAAUGGUAAAGGAGCUCAACUUGGCCGAUCAGCUAAACGUUCUCAAAGCUCAAGAUCAACUUGAAGCAAUGACGGAAGAAGUUAUUCAAUCUACAGUAAGCAUUGACAAUUUUGAAGAACAGGCUGCUGGCAGGGAGAAGAUAUGCAAAUCAUUGCGGGACAAGCUGACAGAACUGCAAGGAGAAGUUGACUUCACUGGAGACACGAUCCGAAAAGCCUUGGCCGAGCUUCUUGCCCAUCCAGACCAUUUUUCAGACAAAGAAAAAGAAGAACAGCUAAUCAAAAAGCCAGUUCAUCCUGACGGUGUAUCCAUGUCGUCUGGAGCUGGACUGUCCUUGGCAAUGGAUGUGCAGGAAACAGAGGGCGAGGAGUACUAUUCUGAUGCUACUAAAAAGCAAAACAAGAUCGGUCAAGUCUUCAACGACCUCGACACUUUUGAAGACUUCUUUGACACAGAAGAAAGCCUUCCUUACGAGGGAACAGAGGAGAAAGAACAAUAUCUGAAAAAUGUAGAACAAAGACUGGAAGAAGACCAACAGAUACUACAACAGAUGCAGAUGACUAUGGACGUGAACGAGUACCAGCUUUCAGUGGAUCGAAUCAAAACUUUAUUCCAGAAUAUCAGUACCAGAAGAGAGACAAUAACCAACAACCGGGCCUUACUAGAAGGUCUGUUUGCCGUCUUUUCACAAACAGAAGACGAGAUCGUAAAGCUGGAUACCAUAAUCAGGCAAACUGAUGUCCCAGCCAAACGCAAGCUCAGUGGAAUAUCAAUCGAUCUGGAAGAAUGGGAAGGAGGACAGUUACAGACCGAGAACCUCAUACCUUCACUGGCUGUUCAUAUCCAACAAUGUGAGAACAGGUACCUCAACAUAAAAGACAAAUGCUCCGCAUCUUUACAAAACGAACUGACUACACGGUUGAACAACAUGAACGACGACUUCACCGUGCUCAGGAAUUCGGUAGGGCAAAACAGAAUUCUACUGGAGGAAAAGCUGGCAGACGAGAGAUAUCUAAUAAAAAACAUGACCAACUUCUCAAACUGGUGCGACGAAGUGGAACAACAUGUGGUAAGGUUGCGAACUCUAUAACACGAAGACUAUUUUACGUUUCGUUGAAUGUACAGUCUAAUUUAAAAGUAAAAUCAGAUGAUAAACGUAACACGAACAAUUUCAGAAUACUCAAGAAUCAUUUCUGGAUCCCAUAAAACUAGAAAGUGCCUACGAAGAGACAAAACGUCGUCAAACUGAAGUCGAUGAGAAAGUCUUGUCUUUUAAAAAUAUGGAAAUUCUUAAAGACAGAUUUGUGGCUCUGGGAGAUGUAGACACUGAUGUAAAACAUCGCGUACGGCGAGACAUCGCCAUGUUGGCCAAGCGGAUCAGUGAUGUAAGUGUUACCUAAAAUUUCAAAUCUAUUCUUAUUUUUCUAUCCUUGAAAUCACCUUUACCUAAAAGUCAAAGCAGACAAUAAAAAGAAUAACAACUCACAUCAAAUGCCAUUUUAGCUUCAACUUGCUCUGACAAAACAAACUAAGGAGUUGGCUGACCUGAAAGAGAUCUCUGACGAGUUCUGGACAGAAGUAGCCAAACUGAACCAAUGGGUUACAGACGCGGAGACUCAAGUUCACAAUGUAGAAAACGCGCGACUAUACAAACCUAUGUUAUUCAACUUGAAAAAGACCGUGGCCGAGUCUCCAGAGCUGAAAUUGCAACUUCAACUGUUACAACGACAAUUUGCAGAGGAAUUGCUAGAGCUACAAUCACCUACUGACAUUCACCAUCAAUCCGGAAAGGUAAAAACUUUUUAUAAAAAUAUCAAACUACUUUUUCGAAAAAAAUAAAAUUUUCGACAAAAUUUUGUUUUUGACAUUUCGUCUUGAUUCUUGACAUAAUGUCACAAUUGAUCAUACAAAUUUUAAAUCAUACAGAAUUUUGUCGUGAUUUGUCUGAAUUGUUUUACAAAUCAAAAUUUUGCGUUUACUACGGUGAUAUACAUGUUUUUUAUAUUUAGGCAGUGGAUACCGUAGCCAAACGUUUCAACCUGAUAACCGAAAAAGCCCGAAAACUGUUGGAAGGUCCUGAAGAAGAAGAAAAGGUGGAGAAACUGGACCUAGAACCAGAAUUCGAAGUCGAACAAUUGGAAUUCGCUCCUAGGAAUGGGCGCGAUGACAGUACUGAGUACGGUACUCUCACUAACAGAGAUUAUUCAGCGCCUGGAUCUGUCAGGGAUUCAGAACACCGUAGUCGAGGCGAGACUGAAGAAUUCCACGACGCUUUGGAUCGGCCAUUAGCUGAAACUUUAGAAGAUUUUCACGAUACCAGAAGCGAAGAAAAUAAUUAUUCUUCGGAAGAGAAGCAACGUCAAGAUAAGGUGAUACAGAUCGCCGGUCGGAUUCAGGAAAUCGAACGGGCCAUCUCGGCUACCGUCAACAUCACAGAUCAAGCUCAGAUUCGCCAAUUGCUUUCUGAUACUCAAAACUAUUUGAAUGAAGUUGGAGUCCACAAGAUGGAGCUACAGAGGAUUCUAGAUAAGACCGACGAACAACUCAUAUCCUCCAAAGCGAUUCAAGCCUUGUACGACCUGGAGAAAGUGAUCGAAGCCUCGAAGAAACGAAAGCUUGAACUCACUGAAAUGCUGCAUCAAACGAGACUUUGGGAACAACUGAGGUCAGAGCUGGAGUUGUGGUUGACAGAAGGCAACGAGCGACUUCUGGCUACAGAAAGAGUCAACGAAAUGGACGAAGUCACGUUGGAGAACGAGCUGAAGAACGUGAAUGCUCUAACGGAGAAUCUGGAGAAUGUGAAGGAGCAAAUGGAGCAGUUAAAUCAAAGGUCCAAUGAUAUUAUUGACAGGUUUGUGUACGAUGACAACCACACCUUGUCUCAGCUUACAAGCAAACUCAACACUCAGUGGACCAAGUUCAAUGAAAGGUAAACAACCAAAGCUUUCUGUAAAGUCAGUUAUUACAAACUCUGAUCUGACAAUUAAAUUGUUUUAGUGUAUGCAUUCGUCGAGCUGUCUUCGAGGCAUCGCUACGGUCGCGGAACGAUAUUCACACCACACUGUCGCAACUGGACGGCUGGUUGAACAAACAACUCGACAUUCUGAAGCAACUGGACGCUGAUACCGAGAAUAAACAGAGAUUAAAGGACACGAGCAGACGCAGAGAUUGGAUGGGACAGGAGCGCGAAACUAAUGCUGAGAUCGAGGCUCAUAGACAAGUCAUAACCUCGGUCAGGGACAUGUGCAAGAACAUGUUGAACGUGUUGGAAGCGGAGAAGGAGAAAAAGAACCUGUAUGUCAAGUUGGAGACGGUCGAGUCGAAAUGGGUUCAAAUCAAUGAAUUGGACGCUAUUGUUAGGUAAGGAUGUCUAUAAGAAUGUAGUAUUGAUCAGUGUAGAUAAGUUGUGAUUUCUUAUCUAUUGAACAAGUUGGUUAUCACAAUAAUUAAUAGAUAACUUUAUAGAGAACGUUUACAAGACGCUCAAGAUGAGUGUGAAAAGCUGACCAAAGACCUCUCCGAACUUUUACAUUGGACAGAUAUGCAAAUUAGUACUAUUCUGCACGACCAACCAGUAGGCGGAGAUCUGUCGACAGUACAAAAACAGAGCGAAACCAUCAAUAAGAUAGAGAAACAGCUAGAUGGCAAGAACCGGGAAGUCUCGGACUGUAUCCAGCUAUCUCACAGUUACCUUAUGCAGCACGAUCUCCGACCCAUGAUUCAUCGUGGCUCAGUCUUUGAUUCGAAUAAGGAGAUGGAGAAGUCAGAUGCACAAUUAGAAGAACGCAGAAUCGGCGUUCAGAUUCUGGCUGACAGUGAAAAACUAAAGACGUCGUACGAUGCUCUGAAACAGCAUCUGAAUGCUUGGCAAAGAGUUGUAGCCACCGCCCACAGAGAGCUACAGGAUUUAGACACAGCGAUUGCAGAAUCCUUGUUAGCCAUCGGCUCUAUAGAGAACGAGAUGGAGGGAAUGAAGUUAGUUGAAGAUCUGAGGCUCGAAGAACUGAAGGAAGCUCGAGCUGAUCACUCUAAUCUCAAGAAGAAGGUUCAAGAUGCCGCUGUUAAGGUUGAUGAUGUCAACGAUUGUACGGGUCAAAUUGCCGCUCAAAACAUUGUCCUCAGUCCUCACAUGGAGAUGCAGAUCCAGACCGUCAACACAAGGUACGAGAAGCUGAACAAGGACGUGGGAAUCCGUGGGGCAGCUUUGGAACGUGCCUUUUCCGACUUCGGCCCUUCCAGUGAACAUUUCUUGGCCGAUUCAGUCCAGCCACCAUGGCAACGGGCCAUCUCUGCUUUAAAUCAGAUGCCUUACUACGUUGAUCAUGUCACGGAGAACACGCAAUGGGAUCAUCCGAGCAUGGUGGAGAUCUUCGAGAAGCUGUGCAACUUCAAUCAGGUCAAGUUCAGUGCCUACAGAACGGCGAUGAAGCUGAGAGCACUUCAGAAGCACAUGUGCUUGGACUUGAUCGACUUGCCGAGCCUUGACCAAGCGCUACACAAGUUCAGAAAUGCACCGUUGGAUGAGAAGAUCUCGAUCGAAGACGUUGUCAUGACCUUGGCACCGUUGUUCGAAGCUGCUCAUCAGAAGUAUCCUCAGCUGCUCAGAAACGUUCCUUUGGCUGUGGAUUUGGCCUUGAACUUACUUCUGAACAUCUACGAUCCAUGCCGAGAUGGAAAGCUUCGCACAGUAUCCUUCUCGAUAGCCAUGGUGGUGUUGUGCAACGCGAGUCUGGAGUCAAAAUACAAAUUUUUGUUGUCUAUCAUAUCAAGGGAUGAAGGAGUUGAUCACAAACAACUAGGACUUCUCUUUUACGACUUGAUUCACGUAAGUUUGUGAGGAAAACCGUCGCAAAAUAUUUUUUUACAAAAUUUUGGAAAAAUUUGGGCGCGACUUGCGAAACAUACUUCGCAAGUUGCGCAAAUCUUAUCUAUAAAACAUAAUUAUUUAUAGAAUAUUUGUGGAAUUAUAAAGUUUGUAUUUUAUUAUGAAGAGCGAGAGUACAGUAAAAUAAUGAAAUUGCGUUUUCCAGAUAACUAAAUUGUUGGGUGAAGCCGCAGUCUUCGGAGGUUCAAACAUUGAGCCUUCUGUCAGAUCGUGCUUCGAGUACAACAAGUAUCCCGCCAAACUCUCGGUCGACCAGUACUUGAAUUGGCUUAAGAAGGAGCCUCAGAGUCUUGUUUGGCUGCCGGUGAUGCAUCGUCUGGCUUCCUCAGAGUUUGCAAAGCAUCAAGCCAAGUGUAACGCCUGUAAGAUGUUCCCAAUCGUGGGUAUGAGGUAUCGUUGUUUACGGUGCUUCAACUACGACAUAUGUCAGAACUGCUUCUUUUCUCAACGAACUUCGAAGAGCCACAAACUUACACAUCCAAUGCAGGAGUAUUGCACUCCAGUAAGUUCUAAUGUUUUUACAUAUAUAAUUGUCUUAUUGAAUCAAUUUUAGAACGAUACCAUGCUGUAGUAAAGUCCUAAAGCAAAAAAAACUUAAUACAUACAUAUCUAACAAUUUUUGAUAUAUAUCACAAUUUUAGACAAAAUCGAAAGAUGAUGUCCGUGACUUCACCUUGAUGGUGAAGAACAAGAUGCGAAGAAGUCGAAGUAAACGUGGUUAUUUGCCUGUAGACACUGUAGACGAAGGUUUACCAUUAGAAAACAAUCAAAACAUACCUCAGAAUCCUGCUACCGAGACGAUUCAUCAACGAAUGCAGGUAUUUUCACAACGACUCUCGAAGCGACAACAAGAAUCAAUCACAGCUGCUGGAGUUCAGAAGGCGCUACAUGUGAAGGAGGAAACAAAGGUCGAGAUCGAAACAACUUCUCGACCGUUCUCUAAACUUCACAAGUCGGCUACUGACGGGCCUGCAAUCAGACGAACCGCCAACGAUGUAAAGUCACCGUCGCAACUGAUAAAACAAGUAGAACAAAUGCACAAAGAAGAGAUGGAUCAGCUGCUACAGAAACUACAGUACGAGAAUACAGAAUUACGAGAAGCCGUGGAGAAGAAGCGGCAUCUGGGUUCAGCUCCGAACCUGGAGGGAAUGCGACAGUUUGGACAAGCUGGUUAUCUUCUGAGCUCUCGGAACACCGUGCAACCGGGAAUCUACGCUUCUACACAAACCAUGCCUCGGGGCAUGCAAUCUCCACACAAUCAGGGAUUCGCUGCUCACAGAAUCGUAUCUCAGCCGUCUCUAUUUAGCGACGAAAACCGGAAAACGUUCGGAAGGUCAAUUUCUUGCCUUCCUCGAGGCUACAGCGAGAUCGAAAACUUCACCGCCGACCAAAGACGCCUUCUGGAUGCCAAGUCUAUGAGAAUUCACGAACAUCAGUUGGAGGAACGGUCGAGAGCGUUGGAGGAGCAGAACAAACAACUACAGAUCCAAUUGGAGAGGCUGCAAAGGGUUGUGGACAAAGUAGGUUCAUAUCUUUUAGCAAUAUUGAAUUUUACGGCUUCAAGGCAGCUUUUAUACUUUCAGCAACACAACACGGCCUUCCCGGUACCAAUGGACACACCAUUUAGUAGGUCCCAUCUUGGUCUACGGAAGCCAGACUUCCCAGAUUUUGCAAUGUACGGUGUCAGUUCUACUGAUGAGGACGAAACGCCCGGAGGCAUCGAAGCUUUAAAGAUGCGACGAAACAGGAUGGACACUUUAAUGAAUACCAUGAACGAGUUGAAUCGAGCCAUGGAGUACUUCGUGGGGUCAAUGCUACAUGACGAACAAAACUUUAAUGAUCAGUUCAGCGCUCAAGAGAAUCUCGAGUAG
Molecule: messenger RNA, 13700 nt
Organism: Bursaphelenchus okinawaensis
Lineage: Eukaryota; Metazoa; Nematoda; Chromadorea; Rhabditida; Aphelenchoididae
Source: the annotation of a GenBank genome assembly